AUGACGCGCGCGCGUUUGGACUCUGUAGUAACAGUUGUGGAUGGAGAUGCGUUGGCUCCAGAUACGAUGCAAGGGGUGGAACUUUGUGCUGUAGCUAUUCGGCAGCUUCAAUGCGCAGACGUGGUCUUACUGAAUAAAGUAGACUUGCUAGACUUGACGAAACUAAGAUUUGCAAGAAAAGUGAUCGAAAAAUAUGCGCCUAAUGCUCGAUUGUACGAGACAAAUCAUAGCCAAGUGUAUUUACCUCAUGUGCUGGAUAUUGCACCACCAGAGGACGUAUUUAAUGGUGGAAUCAGUCAUGAAAAGGUGCAAGGGCAAUGGAAUACAGGUCUUAGUGCAUGGAAUAAUUCGAUCAAACCCGGGGCUAGUCGUUUAAGAGUGGAGAAUAGCCGAGAAGUUGAGAACACUGGCACGUGGCUUGCGACACGGAAGACGCAGUUUGUUGUCAUUGGGUUGAAUAGUUCUCGUGACGAUUCCAAAGAGCGAUUUGAUAAGGCUCAAGCUCUUGAAAGUUUAACGACAAAUUUGGUAACCUUGACAAAUCAUUUAGAUAUGUCAUGUCGUGAGCCAAUUCUGAAACUGUUUGAAAGAGACAAGCGGUUUGAAAUAAUUGCUUCACCUGAUCAAGCAACGACAAUUUCCUUCCGCCUUACGUGUCCUACAUCAGCAUUGGACGAGACGAUGCUACGCCACCAUCAUCAUGUCGACAUGAAUGAACUGACUAGGCGACUAGUCCGUGAGAGAUCGUUUCUACGCUGUGGCUUCAAUCAUUGGUCCUGCAUCUGUCUUGAGCUUGUGGCAUGA
This is a messenger RNA of Plasmopara halstedii, 804 nucleotides long. RefSeq names its product P-loop containing nucleoside triphosphate hydrolase. Bases 1 to 804 code for a protein of 267 amino acids. NCBI's taxonomy places the organism in Eukaryota, Oomycota, Peronosporomycetes, Peronosporales, Peronosporaceae. The transcript is spliced from 3 exons. The record is from RefSeq and is a predicted model, not a curated record.